CGUUCGAGCUCGCUACAGACGCUUAAUAGCCUUUUUUUUAAUUAUACACAUCUCCUAUUUCUCUUUAUAUUAUUUUGUUCCGAGACCCCAUUAUAUUCUUAACAUUUAGAAAAAAUGGCUGACACAAAAGUCGAUACCAGCUCGGAAGUCUCCGCAAAGGACCUUAAAGAAAAGAAGCAGGUUGAGGAGGCAGAAAACGGAAAGGAUGCCCCUGCUAAUGGAAAUGCCGAAAAUGAGGAGAAUGGAGAUCCAGAAAAUGAAGUAGAUGAGGAAGAUGAUGAUGUGGCUGAAGAAGAUGAGGAAGAUGAUGGCGAAGGUGAUGAUGAUGAUGAUGAAGAUGAUGAGGCUGAGGGUGGCACAGGAAAAAGAGCAGCCGAGGAUGAUGAUGAUGAUGAUGAGGAUGAUGUUGAAACCAAGAAGCAAAAGACUGAUGUGUAAGAAGCUACUCUGCUGGAAAUCUUCUCAUCCCUCCUUUCCUUAACUCGUCCACCGGGGGAGGAAAAACAUGGUCAUCAUCAAGUAGAGUCCAGCAUCCGUGUACACGCACCUAACUGCAGAUUUUGUAGAAACAACCAAGACUUCAAAGCUCUACCUUCUUACAAAAUACUUUAAAAGGAAAAAUUUGUUUGUAUUUUUAUUUACAUUUUAUAUUUUUGUACAUAUUGUUAGGAGGUCAGCCAUUUUUGACAGUGAUCUCUGGUUACCAAACGGUGCUUUGAAGUUGAUGCUUCUGAAAUAGAUUUUACUUGUGGUUUGACCAUGUCAUGUUAUCUCAAAAGAAACUUGUAAAAAACCAAGCAAAAAAAGAAAUGAAAAAUUGCAGAAAACCAUGAAAAAAAAAACAUUAAUUCAAAGCAUUCCAGUAACUUUGUGUAUGUACAUCAGUUGUAUCAUACGUAGUUGGAUUGUAUGAGAGGGCAAGGCCAAAAGAAAAGAAUUUUCUUCUUUUCUUUCUUGUCUAUUAAAUUGCUAUCUAUUUGUGGCCUGUUUGAUGUAUGUGUGAAAUUUGUUGUGCGACAAUAAACCGAAAUUUAUUUUGUGA
Molecule: messenger RNA, 1042 nt
Organism: Onychostoma macrolepis
Lineage: Eukaryota; Metazoa; Chordata; Actinopteri; Cypriniformes; Cyprinidae
Gene: ptmaa
Product: prothymosin alpha a
Exons: 5
Coding region: 115-438 (107 amino acids)
Biological process (GO): positive regulation of transcription by RNA polymerase II; negative regulation of apoptotic process
Cellular component (GO): nucleus
Molecular function (GO): histone binding
Source: RefSeq, a predicted model, not a curated record